AUGUCUGUCGACGCGAUGAUAGAAGUAUACGCUCGCAAAGGCUUGACCCUAAAAGACUUGGUUGUUUUAGCCGGUGCACACUCAAUCGGCAAUAUACACUGCAAGAUGUUUGAUUACAGAAUAUAUCUCAAUUUAACUGAUACAAAAGUCCCUCCAAUGGUCACAUCCUUUGCUGCUUAUCUGAAAACAAAGUGCCCGUCGCCAAACUUAGGGACUUGGGAAGAGAGAGAUAAGGUAAUUGUGCAGUUUGAUCCGUUCUCACCAUUCAGACUCGACAAUACAUUCUAUAAGAAUUUGUUGAGAGGGAGAGGGUUGCUCCAAUCGGAUCAGGUAUUGGUUUCUGAUCGGCGGACACGGCGGAUUGUGCGUGACAUGGCUUUUAAUCCGGAAGUAUGGAGCCGGAAGUUUGUCCGUGCCAUGAUUAAGAUGGGAAAUGUGGAUGUCCUCACUGGAAAUGAAGGCGAGAUAAGAAGAAACUGUCGGAUAUUCAACUAA
Molecule: messenger RNA, 495 nt
Organism: Morus notabilis
Lineage: Eukaryota; Viridiplantae; Streptophyta; Magnoliopsida; Rosales; Moraceae
Product: peroxidase 5
Exons: 1
Coding region: 1-495 (164 amino acids)
Biological process (GO): response to oxidative stress
Molecular function (GO): heme binding; peroxidase activity
Source: RefSeq, a predicted model, not a curated record